Saccostrea echinata is the source of this 1274-nucleotide messenger RNA. RefSeq lists its product as uncharacterized. NCBI's taxonomy places the organism in Eukaryota, Metazoa, Mollusca, Bivalvia, Ostreida, Ostreidae. The transcript has 7 exons. The record is from RefSeq and is a predicted model, not a curated record. Bases 10 to 1035 code for a protein of 341 amino acids.
GCAGAGAGAAUGAAACGAAAGUGGAUAAGCCUUGUAUGCUUUCUUCUAGUCAUUCAUUGGAAUGUUUAUGGACAAAACGCAACGUGUUCCAAAGAAUCAAAUGCAUUGGAAAGUUGUGACAGAAGCACAGUUUUGGGAAACAAUAUUCUUAUUGACUUUGGGGAGAUUAAUUAUCAAUGCACCUGUUCAAUUUCGCUUAACUUCAGUGGACAAGUAUUUUAUACUUUGGCCGCUAAUCCAGGUUAUGCUGACUGUGGGACAGCAAUAAGAAUUAUAGAUAAGUGGAACCAGGAGUUCAGAAUACCAUGUUCAAUAUCUCCUGGUGCCCUGGUUGUUCUUAACAGUUCUAGUACAGUGGAAUUAGUAAAAGUAGACCCUAAUGGACCCACAGGUUACUGCUUACGGGUGUUAACAAACGACAUUUCAAACAUUAUCACUGCAUCUUGUGGAAGUCUGGAAUCUACAAGUACAGAGUCAAAUUUGAGAAAGGAAACAUAUAUAGUUCCACGCCAAUCAACUAAUGAAGGAGGAAGCACGCAUGCAACUAGAUACGGUAAUCAAACUACAGGGAGCUUAAUAAAUACUGAAUUCAUCAGCUAUUCUCCCACUGCUAAAGAUAUUUGUGGAGGUAAUGGACAGCUUAUUGGAUUUGUAAUAUGUGCAGUGUUAGUCUUUAUAUUAUCAGGAAUUAUUAUUACUCUUGUAAUAUAUAUUGUGAGAUAUCAGAAAAGGAAAUCAACACUGAAAAAUGACAAAAACAGAACACAAGUUCCAGAAUCUCUGGUUACUCAGACGUCUCCUGGCAAUUGUCCUACUUCAACCUACACUACACUUCAUCAUGUGGAAGCUAAUGACCUCGUGGAACAGCCGUAUACUGGACUGAACAUCGUCAUUUCACCGGAAGUAAAUCAAGGUGCAUUUUCAGCACGUCCAAAUUCCGCCUACACUUCCUUGAAUCCAGAACAAGAUAAGAGUAACACAGAAAAGUUAUACACAGAUUUAACCAUUGAAAAUGUAUACUACGAAAGUAAUUAAGAUAAAUUCAGAUAACGUUAAGUUUAAUUUACAAUUUAUCUAUCGCUUCUCCAAACCACCACCAAAAAAGCAAUGAUUAACUUGCUUGUUUUGUAUGCAUCAUUUUAAAUUGAAAGAGAAAAUGAGUUAUUGCUAAUAUUGUCGGUAUUUGAGGCUUCUUUACAUGUUCCAAUGGACUUUUCAGAUUGAUUACUGUUCGUUAUCUUCAUGUUUAAUAAAAGUACGAUAAUCCUCCUAAA